Oncorhynchus masou masou (cherry salmon) is the source of this 1017-nucleotide messenger RNA. RefSeq names its product melanocortin 1 receptor (gene mc1r). The transcript has a single exon. Gene Ontology annotation, biological process: regulation of metabolic process; adenylate cyclase-activating G protein-coupled receptor signaling pathway. Lineage: Eukaryota; Metazoa; Chordata; Actinopteri; Salmoniformes; Salmonidae. Gene Ontology annotation, cellular component: plasma membrane; cytoplasm. Bases 1 to 1017 code for a protein of 338 amino acids. The record is from RefSeq and is a predicted model, not a curated record. Gene Ontology annotation, molecular function: melanocyte-stimulating hormone receptor activity.
AUGAUGGACAACACGUCUCAACAUAACUUCAUCAUGCACCACCACAUGGAGCUGAGCACCCUCACCAUGUACAGUGAGAACAGCACCAAUAACACCGGCGCCAGGGAGCAGAACUCUACGACCUGCUCGCUCCGCAUUCCACAGGAGCUGUUCCUGACGCUGGGCCUCAUUAGUCUGGUGGAGAACAUUUUAGUGGUGCUGGCCAUCAUCAAGAACCGCAAUCUGCACUCGCCCAUGUACUACUUCAUAUGUUGCCUGGCCGUCUCCGACAUGCUGGUCAGCGUCGCCAACGUAGUGGAGACCAUAGUUAUGUUGCUCACCGAACACGGGCUGCUAGUGGUCACACCUGAAAUGCUGCGGCACCUGGACAACGUCAUCGACAUCAUGAACUGCAGCUCGGUGGUGUCAUCACUGUCCUUCCUGUGCACCAUCGCCGCGGAUCGAUACAUCACCAUCUUUUACGCGCUGCGUUACCACAGCAUCAUGACCACGCAGCGCGCCGUGACCAUCAUCGCGAUGGUGUGGCUGACCAGCAUCACCGCCAGCAUACUUUUCAUCGUCUACCACUCGCACACCGCCGUCAUUGUAUGCCUCGUCACCUUCUUCUGCAUCACUCUUGUCUUCACCGCUGUGCUCUACAUGCACAUGUUCAUCCUGGCGCACGUGCAUUCGCGGCGCAUCAUGGCCAUCUACAAGUCUCGCCGCCAGGGCACGAGCAUGAAGGGCGCCAUCACGCUCACUAUCCUGCUAGGGGUCUUCAUCCUCUGCUGGGGACCCUUCUUCCUCCACCUUAUUCUCAUCCUUACCUGCCCCACGACCCCCUUCUGCACCUGCUUCUUCAGCUACUUCAACCUCUUCCUCAUCCUCAUCAUCUGUAACUCGCUCAUCGACCCGCUCAUCUACGCCUAUAGGAGCAAGGAGCUGCGCAAGACACUCAAGGAGCUGCUCUUCUGCUCCUGCGUCACCUUUCGAUGCGAUUCCAUACUUGAGUGUCUAUUUCCAUGGAAGUUCACGUGA